Molecule: messenger RNA, 1994 nt
Organism: Labrus bergylta (ballan wrasse)
Lineage: Eukaryota; Metazoa; Chordata; Actinopteri; Labriformes; Labridae
Source: RefSeq, a predicted model, not a curated record
GUGACUGCUGGCUGCUCGCCGCCAUCGCCUCACUCACCCUGAAUGAGGAGGUUCUGGCUCGAGUCGUCCCACAUGACCAGAGCUUCAGAGACGGAGAGUACUGCGGAAUCUUCCACUUUGAGUUCUGGCAGUUUGGUGAGUGGGUGGACGUGGUGAUCGACGACCGUCUGCCCACUAAAGAUGGCGAGCUGUUGUUUGUCCACUCUGCAGAGGGGAGAGAGUUCUGGAGCGCCCUGCUGGAGAAAGCCUACGCCAAGUUGACCGGGUCUUACGAGGCGCUGUCUGGAGGAUCGACCACCGAGGGUUUUGAGGAUUUCACGGGGGGGAUCGCUGAAGCCCACGACCUGAACCAGCCCAGUCCACACCUGUUCCACAUCAUCCAGAAGGCCCAGAGGCGCGGCUCCCUGAUGGGCUGCUCUAUAGAUAUUACGAGCUCGGCUGACUCGGAGGCGGUCACUGGUCAGAAGCUGGUGAAAGGACACGCCUACUCUGUGACAGGAGCAGAUCAGGUAGAGUACCGUGGAAACAUGGAGAAGCUGAUCCGGAUCAGGAACCCCUGGGGUCAGGUGGAGUGGACCGGUGCGUGGAGUGAUAACUCGUCAGAGUGGCGUUACAUCAGCGAUGAGGACCGCGAGCGUCUGAGUCACCGCUCAGAGGACGGAGAGUUCUGGAUGUCCUUCUCUGACUUCCUGCGUCAUUACUCCCGGCUGGAGAUCUGUAACCUGACACCCGACGCCCUGAGCGAUGAUUCCAUCUCCAAGUGGUCUCUGAACAAGUUCGACGGCACCUGGAGGAGAGGGUCCACCGCGGGGGGCUGCAGGAACUUCCCCAACUCGUUCUGGACCAACCCUCAGUUUGUCAUCAAGCUGGACGAGGAGGACGACGACCCCGAUGACGGCGAGUCCGGCUGCAGCUUCGUGGUCGGUCUGAUCCAGAAGAACCGCAGACGCAUGAGGAAGAUGGGCGAGGACAUGCACACGGUGGGAUUCGCCAUCUACGAGGUUCCUGACGAGUUCCACGGGCAGAAGCAGGUUCACCUGGAUAAGAACUUCUUCCUGACGCACGCUCAGACGGCGAGAUCCGAGACCUUCGUCAACCUGAGAGAGGUCAGCACCCGCUUCAAGCUGCCGCCCGGAGAAUACCUGAUCAUCCCGUCCACCUUCGACCCGCACCUCAACGGAGACUUCUGCAUCCGGGUCUUCUCUGAGAAGCAGUCAGAGACCAUACCCUGUGACGACCCCGUCAGCGCUGAACUGGAGGAUGAGUCGGUGUCAGACGAAGACGUGGACGCAGGUUUCCGAGGACUCUUCACCAAACUCGCCGGAGACGACAUGGAGAUCUCUGCGGUCGAGCUCAGGACCAUCUUGAACAAGAUCGUCGCCAAACGUACAGACAUAAAGACGGACGGCUUCAGCAUGGAGACCAGCAGGAUCAUGGUGAACCUGAUGGACAAGGACAGUGGAAAUGGGAAGCUCGGCCUCGGAGAGUUCGCUACUCUGUGGAAGAAGGUUCAGAGAUACCUGACCAUCUAUAAGAAGAACGACUCGGAUAACUCGGGGACGAUGAGCACUCCAGAGAUGAGAGUCGCCUUCAAAGACGCAGGUUUCACCCUCAACAACGCCAUCUACCAGCUGCUGGUGGCUCGAUACUCCGACCCCGACAUGACCAUCGACUUCGACAACUUCGUGGGCUGUCUGAUGAGGCUGGAGAUGAUGUUCAAGAUCUUUCAGAAGUUGGACGCUCACAACAGCGGCUCCAUCCAGCUCGACUUCACCCAGUGGAUAAACUUCUCCAUGAUCUGAGCCUCCGCUCUGUGUUGUCGCCCCCCCUCCCCCCCCCUGCGGAGCUUCAGUGUUACUGCAGGACGCCAUAUUCCCCGUUUACAGCGUCUCUUCCUGUCACUGCAUUUCUAUGUGAGGCUAAUGUUUUUAUCCUGUACACUAUCUGACUCAUGCAACGCAAAGUAGUCAAUAAAUAUAUUCACAACCCUUUAA